AUGGGGAAAUGCCCUGCUUUGAUGAUAUACCUCUCUUCUUUUAUUCUUUUUGUCCUUCAAACACUCCAUGGUGUUAACUCCGUAGAGUGUUUCGGAAGCUCAUACAACCGUAACAGCAGCUACCCUAAGAACCGCGAGAAACUCUUCUCUGAUCUUGCUGAUAAAGUCGUUGCUAACCGCGGAUUCUACAACGCUUCAUUCGGCCAAUACCCCGACAGAGUUUAUGCUCUUGCCAUGUGCGCAAGAGGCUACGACGAAGAAGCUUGUUUCAGUUGCGUCCAAUCAUUGGCUCUGGAUAAACAAAAUAAAUGCCAAAGCCGCAAGGACUCCUUCAUAUGGGGAGGCAAUGACGACGUUUCUUGUCUUGUUCGUUCCUCAAACAACUCAACUUUUAGGAGCCUCCAGCUUAGUCCUCCUUUUGUAUCCUGGGAAGCAAUGGUUAAUCGGACCCUCAAGGCUGCCACGAAGGCUAAUACUUCCUCGGUACUCAAGUACUAUAGUGCCGGAAAAGCCGGGUUCACAGAGUUUCCAGAUGUUUACAUGCUGAUGCAAUGCACACCCGAUAUAACUUCUGAAGAUUGCAAUGCAUGUUUGGAAGGUUGCGUGGUAUAUUUUAGAACAAAGUAUCUAGGAAGAGGAGGAGGCAUGGUCACUAGACUACGUUAG
Molecule: messenger RNA, 666 nt
Organism: Camelina sativa (false flax)
Lineage: Eukaryota; Viridiplantae; Streptophyta; Magnoliopsida; Brassicales; Brassicaceae
Source: RefSeq, a predicted model, not a curated record